AUCGAGUAGUCGCUGCUUGACUGGUGUCCACGCGUGGCACGUGACAUAUCAUACUGAAUUACAGAAUAAUUGGAUUCUUGAUAAGCGAGCCUUGUCGUGUCAGUCUGUAGUUGCUCGCGCAGUGUUUCUGAGUGCUUCAUUUUUUCUUUGCUCUGCCUGAUCAGAUUCCACUCCAGUGUGAUACAGCAUGGCGUUGUUCCGUGGCCUACUCGAUUUUUUUCAAAACGAUAAUAAGUUAGAUGAGAAAACCGGCAUGACCGGAAAGCAAAAAAAGCUGGUACAAAACACAUGGGCGAGUGUUCGUAAAGACGAAAUCUCGUCUGGAAUGGCCAUUAUGACUGCUCUUUUCAAGCAACAUCCGGAAUAUCAAAAUCAAUUUAAACUAUUUAAAGAUAUUCCUCUCGACGAUUUGCCGAAAAAUAAGAGAUUUCAAGCACACUGUGCGAAUAUUAUAUCGGCGUUUAGCAAUGCGAUCGAUCAAUUACACGAUCCAGAAUUAAUGGAAGCAACUCUGCUUUCUUUGGCUGAAAGACACAAGGACCGCGGACAAUCGCUAGAACAUUUUCAGAAUUUGAAACAGGUACUGACGAAUCUCUUGCCUGCUGUAUUUGGGAAGCAAUAUACGCCGGAAGUGCAAGAGGCUUGGAAGAAAAUGUUAGAUUUGAUUUUUUUGACGCUUGCUCAAGUUUAUAAAGAAUAAAAUGUUCAUCCAUCUGUAAUUUUGCAAUACAGAUAUUGUAUACGCAUAGCUUUUGAAAAAAGGCACCUGUCAAGAAAUUUAAUCAUUGAUACGUUUCUUUGUGUGGCAUGAUUUUUACGGAAUUUAUAUGUAUACUUUUUUUGCUGAAGAAUUGUAUAUGCUUCUUUUUACUAUUAUUUUAACUUUAAUUUAAGAAACACUGUGAUUAACGAAGAUUACAUUAUUAUGGAAAAAAAUUGUACAUAUAUACACGCUAUAUUUAAAUAAAGUCAUAAUGUCUAUGACUUGUCACUCCCUUA
Linepithema humile (Argentine ant) is the source of this 999-nucleotide messenger RNA. It is a transcript of the gene glob1, whose product is annotated as globin 1. Gene Ontology annotation, biological process: oxygen transport. The record is from RefSeq and is a predicted model, not a curated record. Gene Ontology annotation, molecular function: heme binding; oxygen binding. NCBI's taxonomy places the organism in Eukaryota, Metazoa, Arthropoda, Insecta, Hymenoptera, Formicidae.